AUGCCUUGGUGGAACCCACGAAGAGCGAGCCUGGUUUUGACGUUCAGCUUGGUGGCGUUGAGGCCCACACUUCACACUUGGGUGCUCAGCUGGCAUCAAGUGAAGCGUGUGGCAACCGCUGCCCGAGCUGCCCCGACCCGUGCGGGUCCGGGUCCCUUGCGGCACCUGGUCGAGGCGCAGCCAGAGCUCCGAGGCACCAAAGUGGGCGGAGAGGAUGCGCCAGUGGUCUUCUUGCUGGCACCACCCUCGGAGCACCUCACGAGCUACAUCUCGGAGGACCCAGAAGGUCCCUUCUUGGGCACCUCAGAGUGGCCAGAUCGUCUCUAUGAAGAUGUGGAUGGCAAGAAUGAACCAGACGAGGAGGAGGAUGCUCCUGGAAACUGGAAGAGCUGGAAUUUUCAGUUUUCAAAGCGAGAGCCUUUUAUGUUGAAAGCAGAUUGGCACUCUGUGCCGGGCUGGGGAGCAACCUUCGACAUCUUUGUCCCACGGAAGAACAAGGUCCUUCCCGUGCGACAGGCACCUCCCCGUGUGUUGGCCUUCCUCGAAGCCUUCCGGACGGUCAAUGAGGAGUUGUGGCUGGAGAUGACGGAGAGUCUCAAAGUCUUGCGGGACCAAAAGCCCGAUGAUAUUCCCAGGACGCGGCUCUUGGAUCUUCUCAUCGAGGACUUCGAGGAGCGUGGCUUCUUCGGGGCCAUCGAAGCGCAGGCGGGCCCUGGGCGAAGAAAGGAGAUGCAUUGGCAUAAGGAUGGCGCCACAGGGCUUUUGCACAUGGGGAUCACUUUGCAGGGCCAGCGGCGUUUGAGGCUGCGGGCCUGGACGGACGAAGCCUGGGAACAGGAGGUCUUCAUGAGCGCCGGCCAUAUCUACCUCUCAUCUCCCUUUCUCUUCGAGCACCAGGUCACCUACCGUGAGGAUCCCACGGUGGCUUUGAUGUGCCGCUUUGGCUUCCUGGAUGAGGAGCAGGCCUUGUGGGUGAACCACCUCCGUGGCCGCGACAUGUUUGAGGCGAGAGGCGAUCAGAAACGAUGGUUUUCGUAUGGUUUUCUUCUCGUUUUUCCCAGUUGGUUGGUUUCUUUUCUUCGGUUCUUCGGUUUCCUUUUGGGUAGCAGCCAGUAG
This is a messenger RNA of Durusdinium trenchii, 1116 nucleotides long. The record is from the annotation of a GenBank genome assembly. Lineage: Eukaryota; Dinophyceae; Suessiales; Symbiodiniaceae.